Neofelis nebulosa (Clouded leopard) is the source of this 1780-nucleotide messenger RNA. RefSeq names its product sperm microtubule associated protein 2 like (gene SPMAP2L). NCBI's taxonomy places the organism in Eukaryota, Metazoa, Chordata, Mammalia, Carnivora, Felidae. The transcript has 9 exons. The coding region runs from base 107 to 1498 and encodes 463 amino acids. The record is from RefSeq and is a predicted model, not a curated record.
GCGCUGGGCGGGCUGGGGCGGGGCUUGGGCACCGCCCACCCCAGGUCCCUCGGGUCGCGCAGAAGACAAACAGCGCGCCUGUGUCCGGUCGAGAGGGUGGGCGCCAAUGGAGAACCAAGAACAUUCAGGCUCAUCAGCGUUUUCGGAUGGGAAUGACACGACAGAAAUAGCCGUUCCCCGCGAAGCACAUCCGAAGCCCUUUGUAGUCAGGCUCCUCGACGUGCACAAGCUUGAGGAGCCGGAGGAACCCGAAGAACCCGAAGAACCCGAGGAACCCGAGGAGCCGGAGAAACCCGAGGAGCAGGAGGAACCGGGGGAGGCCAACGGGCAGACCACGCGAGACCGGGGCAUUGAAUUUUAUGGGUCCGAGGAGACAUCUGAACCCCACGAACCCUACGAGCCCCACGAACUCUAUGAGCCCCAAGAGCCCCACGAACCCUACGAGCCCCAUGCACUGCGCAAUCACAGUAAACGCCUGGGAUCCCGUAAGUCCCGGGGGCCCUUUGCUUCCCGAGAGACCCACAAGCCCCACAAAGUCGAGUUGCUUCCCAGCGCCGCCGUAGUGACCGCCCCUUCUCUGGUGACCAGAUUCCCGCCACGGAUUCCGCUAUCUUGCCUGAGCGAUACUGGUCCCUUUGGCAUUGCAAGGAAAUGUUUUUUUUCUAGGAAGAGAAUCCAAGACCUUUCUAGGCCUAAAAAACAAUGGGGAACCCCAGAUAGAAAACUGUUUUGGGGGAAUCAAGAUCCUAUUCGCCCUGUUUCCCAGUUUGCUUUGAAGGCUCAGUUGACCAAAAGACUUGAGGACCUUGCCCAUCCCAAGGAAGUCUCCCACCGAUAUGUACCUAACAGGGCUCAAUAUUACUACAGCUGUGGUAGAGAGUCUAUAAUCUGGGAGAUCCCUUCUGCUGCACUGUUUAGCCAGCCGUCCAAAAGGAUCCAGAAGCUGGCACUGCCCAACAGAUUCAAGAAAGAAUAUCUAUUAAAUAGGCCCUACAGUGAUUACUUAACAAGAAGUUCUCAUCAAAUCUCUGAUCCUUCACCCCGUUUAUUACAACUGUCAAUAGCCAAAGCCACAAAUCCAAACUAUGUUCCUCCAAAAAAGAUUGAAACCAAGAUUGCAGCUUCUGCCCUGAGUGCUGUUGCAACUCCAAGAAUUAUAGACCUUGCCCAUCCAAGGAUCAAGAUAGAGGGUCUGUGCUUUGAAAGAGAAAGAUGUGAAAUGCCCAUCCGUCCUAUAUCCCGUGCUGCCUUGCUAACCAAACCUAGCCCCCGAAUAAUAGCUCUAGCUGAGGCCAAGCCUCUUCAUCAAGAUUAUCUACCUGUCCGUGAUGCCCAUUGGCCAGUAUCUUAUGCUGCUAUCCAUUACAAAAUAUCUCCCAGAAUUCAAGAACUAGCUAAUCCAAAUACAAGGUUGCAUUCUUUUUCCCCCAUUUCAGGUCUCCUGUGCAUAUUAUAUAUUACGAUCCAAAUGUCUUUAAAGUCAAGCCAGCUGCUCUGAAAACACAGUGUUCUCCGAGGAUCCACGAGUUGGCAGAACCUCUUAUGCGUUAAGCACAGAAAGCCACGUCAGUUGCACUGUAGUUAAUGUAUGUAGAAAACAUAUUAGGUGACUUAGUUCCCAUUUCUGAUCCUGUCAGUUUGUAUUCCCCAUCCCCUCAAAAACCAUGUGAGACCUCCAGAGAACACCACUGUGACCAUCGAUAGUAAUUCCUGCUGUUACCUGUAAUCAUGUCUUUAGCCGGUUUGGGGACUUGAGCAUGCAAUAAAAGAGAAAAUGAGA